UCUUAGUUCACUUUGUUGUUAUGGCUGUAUUUCGCGCGGCGAAUUGGUGGCAAGUGCGUCCGUCGACAAGUUUUUGAGGUUGAAAGUUGGAAUAAACGGAAUAAACAAAGUAAUAAUUAAUAAACAGAAAGUAGAAGCUUGUAUUCGUAAAUUAAUCGGCGGUCAUUAUGACGCAGGAAACACCAGCAGUUGCUAAUCUUCCAUGGGUUGAAAAGUACCGUCCAACAAAAUUAGAAGAACUUAUAUCACAUGAGGAGAUAAUAAAAACAAUCAACAAAUUUAUCAAAGAGGACCAAUUACCUCAUCUUUUGUUUUAUGGACCACCGGGAACAGGAAAAACUAGUACCAUACUGGCAUCAGCUAAACAGCUCUAUACUCCAGCUCAAUUUAGCUCAAUGGUAUUGGAAUUGAACGCUUCCGACGACAGAGGAAUCGGUAUAGUUAGAGGACAAAUUCUAAACUUUGCCAGCACUCGAACAAUUUUCAAACACGGAUUUAAAUUAAUUAUUCUUGAUGAAGCUGAUGCCAUGACAAAUGAUGCUCAAAAUGCUCUUCGAAGAAUCAUUGAAAAGUAUACAGAGAAUGUCAGAUUUUGCGUGAUCUGUAACUAUCUAAGCAAGAUUAUUCCAGCAGUGCAAUCGCGUUGCACUAAAUUUAGAUUUGGUCCUCUGGCACCUGAACAAAUAAUGCCUCGUCUUGAGUACGUGAUUGACAAGGAAAACCUAACAGUCGAAGAAGAUGGAAAAAAGGCGUUGAUGACGUUGAGUGGCGGCGAUAUGAGGAAAGUCUUGAACGUGCUCCAAAGUACAUGGCUUGCUUAUGGAUCGGUAACUGAGGAAACGGUUUACUCUUGCGUCGGACAUCCUCUUCCUAAGGACAUUACGAGCAUUGCCAAUUGGCUACUGAAUGAAAACUAUGUACUCGCCUAUUGCAAAAUACAGGACUUGAAAAUGAAGAAAGGAUUAGCUUUGCAGGAUAUUUUAACAGAGCUUCAUUCCUUUGUGAAUAAAAUCGAGUUUCCCGAUGAUAUACUCAUCAAUUUGGUGGUGAAAAUGGCUGAUAUAGAGCGAAGAGUUGCGACUGGAUGCACAGAGGCUGUGCAAUUGAAUGCUCUUGUUGCAGCAUUCCAAUGUGCUCGAGAAAUCGAAUGUUAAUUUAGGUGCUAUCGAAUGAAGGUGCAUUCGUUAUUUCAAAUAUUGUGUCAUAAGCUCGUUAAGAAUUAGGAAAUAUAUAUGAAUUUUGAUAC
Diprion similis is the source of this 1246-nucleotide messenger RNA. RefSeq names its product replication factor C subunit 5 (gene RfC3). Gene Ontology annotation, biological process: DNA repair; DNA-templated DNA replication. Gene Ontology annotation, cellular component: DNA replication factor C complex; nucleus. The transcript has 8 exons. Lineage: Eukaryota; Metazoa; Arthropoda; Insecta; Hymenoptera; Diprionidae. Gene Ontology annotation, molecular function: ATP hydrolysis activity; ATP binding; DNA clamp loader activity. The record is from RefSeq and is a predicted model, not a curated record. Bases 168 to 1154 code for a protein of 328 amino acids.